Molecule: messenger RNA, 5587 nt
Organism: Papilio xuthus (Asian swallowtail)
Lineage: Eukaryota; Metazoa; Arthropoda; Insecta; Lepidoptera; Papilionidae
Gene: SERCA
Product: ATPase sarcoplasmic/endoplasmic reticulum Ca2+ transporting SERCA
Exons: 12
Coding region: 185-3262 (1025 amino acids)
Biological process (GO): calcium ion transport
Cellular component (GO): membrane
Molecular function (GO): ATP binding; ATP hydrolysis activity; P-type calcium transporter activity
Source: RefSeq, a predicted model, not a curated record
UGGAUUAGAUACGUGUUCGUGUAGUUUAUGAUAUUUACGAGAAAAAGUAUUUGCUUAGUACAAAAUUUAGUCUUUAUUUUAUAAAUUAAGGUUAAGGCUUUUUUAUUUAAGUGAAUUAUUAGAGGAGACAACACCCUCUCAUGUGUUACAAAAUUUGAACUGACGGCAACGUAGAAAUUCCACCAUGGAGGACGCUCACACGAAAUCCGUGGAUGAAGUCUUAGGAUACUUUGGCACAGAUCCAGAUAAAGGCCUGACUCCUGAUCAAAUUAAGAGGAACCAAGACAAAUAUGGGCCAAAUGAACUGCCUGCUGAAGAAGGCAAAAGUAUAUGGCAGCUAGUUCUGGAGCAAUUCGAUGACCUCUUAGUGAAGAUUUUGUUGUUAGCCGCUAUUAUUUCCUUCGUUUUAGCUUUAUUUGAAGAACACGAAGACGCAUUCUCAGCCUUCGUAGAACCAUUCGUUAUUUUAUUAAUUCUUAUUGCUAACGCUGUUGUAGGAGUAUGGCAGGAACGAAACGCAGAAUCUGCCAUCGAAGCGUUAAAAGAAUACGAACCCGAAAUGGGUAAAGUUGUUAGAGGAGAUAAAUCCGGCGUACAGAAAAUCCGAGCAAAGGAAAUCGUGCCCGGCGAUAUUGUUGAAGUAUCCGUCGGUGACAAAAUUCCCGCCGAUAUCCGCCUUAUCAAAAUCUAUUCCACCACCAUCCGUAUCGACCAGUCUAUCCUGACUGGUGAAUCGGUCUCCGUCAUUAAACACACGGAUGCCAUUCCAGACCCCCGCGCUGUAAAUCAGGACAAGAAGAACAUCCUUUUCUCUGGUACAAAUGUCGCUGCUGGUAAAGCCCGCGGUAUCGUUAUCGGUACCGGCCUCAACACUGCCAUCGGUAAGAUCCGCACAGAAAUGUCGGAGACCGAGGAGAUCAAGACACCGCUGCAGCAAAAACUCGAUGAGUUCGGCGAGCAGUUGUCUAAAGUCAUCUCCGUCAUCUGCGUUGCCGUCUGGGCUAUCAACAUCGGACACUUCAACGACCCCGCCCAUGGUGGAAGCUGGAUUAAGGGUGCUGUGUACUACUUCAAAAUUGCCGUCGCUCUGGCCGUCGCCGCCAUUCCUGAGGGUCUGCCCGCUGUGAUCACCACUUGUCUCGCCUUGGGUACGAGAAGAAUGGCCAAGAAGAACGCCAUCGUCAGAUCCCUGCCCUCCGUGGAAACCCUGGGUUGCACAUCCGUUAUCUGCUCAGACAAGACCGGUACAUUGACAACUAACCAAAUGUCCGUUUCCCGUAUGUUCAUCUUCGAGAAAAUUGAGGGCGGUGACAGCAACUUCCUAGAGUUCGAGAUCACCGGAUCCACCUACGAGCCCAUCGGCGACGUUUACCUGAAAGGACAAAAAGUUAAAGCCUCCGAAUUCGAUGCUCUCCAUGAAUUGGCCACUAUUUGCGUUAUGUGCAAUGACUCCGCUAUCGAUUUCAACGAAUUCAAGCAAGCCUUCGAGAAAGUAGGCGAGGCCACCGAGACCGCCCUUAUCGUGCUCGCCGAGAAGAUGAAUCCCUUCAACGUCCCCAAGACCGGCCUCGACCGCCGCUCGUCAGCCAUCGUCGUCCGCCAGGAGAUCGAAACCAAAUGGAAGAAGGAGUUCACCCUCGAAUUCUCUCGUGACAGGAAAUCUAUGUCGACAUACUGCACACCCCUCAAGCCUUCCCGUCUCGGCAAUGGACCCAAACUCUUCGUUAAGGGAGCGCCCGAAGGCGUGCUCGACCGUUGCAGUCACGCUCGUGUCGGAACUAACAAGGUGGCUCUUAGCAGCACCCUGAAGAACCGCAUCCUGGAACUCACCCGUCAAUACGGUACCGGCCGCGACACUCUGCGCUGCCUCGCCCUCGCCACCGCCGACAACCCGAUGAAACCCGACGACAUGGACCUCGGCGACUCCUCCAAAUUCUACACCUACGAAGUCAACCUCACCUUCGUCGGUGUCGUGGGCAUGUUGGACCCUCCUCGCAAGGAAGUGUUCGACUCUAUCGUCCGUUGCCGCGCCGCUGGUAUCCGUGUAAUCGUCAUCACCGGUGACAACAAGGCCACCGCUGAGGCUAUCUGCAGACGUAUCGGUGUGUUCGGAGAGGAUGAGGAUACUUUCGGUAAAUCUUACUCUGGACGCGAGUUUGACGACUUGCCCGUGUCGGAGCAGCGCGCAGCGUGCGCCAAGGCUCGCCUCUUCUCCCGUGUAGAACCUGCGCAUAAAUCCAAGAUCGUUGAAUACCUGCAGAGCAUGAACGAAAUCUCCGCUAUGACUGGUGACGGUGUGAAUGAUGCGCCCGCGCUGAAGAAGGCCGAGAUCGGUAUUGCUAUGGGUUCAGGAACCGCCGUCGCCAAAUCCGCCGCUGAGAUGGUGCUCGCUGACGACAACUUCUCAUCCAUCGUUGCUGCCGUUGAGGAAGGUCGUGCUAUCUACAACAACAUGAAGCAGUUCAUCCGCUACCUGAUCUCCUCCAACAUCGGUGAGGUGGUGUCCAUCUUCUUGACCGCGGCGCUCGGUCUGCCCGAAGCUCUGAUCCCUGUACAGCUGCUGUGGGUCAACCUGGUCACUGACGGUCUGCCCGCCACCGCCCUCGGCUUCAACCCCCCUGACCUCGACAUCAUGGACAAGCCCCCGCGCAAGGCUGACGAGGGUCUCAUCUCUGGAUGGUUGUUCUUCAGGUACAUGGCAAUCGGAGGCUACGUCGGUAUGGCGACAGUCGGCGCGGCUUCCUGGUGGUUCAUGUACUCCCCGUACGGACCUCAGAUGACCUACUGGCAGCUCACUCACCACCUGCAGUGCCUCAGCGGAGGAGAUGAAUUCAAGGGCAUCGACUGCAAGAUCUUCACAGACCCCCACCCAAUGACAAUGGCGCUGUCCGUGCUGGUGACAAUUGAGAUGUUGAACGCAAUGAACAGUCUCUCUGAAAACCAGUCCCUGGUGACGAUGCCGCCCUGGUCCAACAUGUGGCUCGUCGGCUCCAUGGCGCUGUCCUUCACCCUGCACUUCGUUAUUCUAUACGUCGAGGUCCUCUCGGCGGUGUUCCAAGUGACCCCGCUGUCGGUGGACGAGUGGGUGACGGUGAUGAAGUUCUCCAUCCCCGUGGUGCUGCUGGACGAGGUGCUCAAGUUCGUCGCGCGCAAGAUCUCCGACGGUAAUGCGAGCUCGCUGCAGCACUGGCUCGACGGCAUGCAAUGGAUUGUGCUCAUGUGGGCCGUCUUCUUUGGCAUCAUCCUCUACGGACCCAUAUAAGCUGGCCCGCCCUCACCGCCGUGACGUCACCGACCCCCCCAAACCCGUUUGAUUCAUAACUUAAUACCCCCCUACCCACCCCCAUUUCUGCGCUACCCACUUACCAUUGUUUGUUUCAUACCAAACACUGUUUAUUGCAACAUGAGAUUUAUCACAAAAUUGUCUAAAAUUAAUUUUAAUCGUCGCAACAGAUUGUUUAAAGAUUUUACGUUAUUAUUUUGAUAUAUUAUUAUUUUGUUGAAAAAUUUCAACGCGUUAUUUAUUAUUUAUAAUUUUUAUUACUGGAAAUAUUGUCAGUACAGUUAUUUUAGACAUGACCGCAAACAUAAACUUAUAACGGCCAUUAUUACCUUAUGACAAUGUUACACAAUUAUUUAAAAAAAUAUGUGUUUGUGUGAUAUCUCAUGUUGUAUAGGUAUAUGUGUGUGAGAGUGAGUGGGUGGGUGGCGCGGAAGCCGCUGUGGAAACCAAGGAACUAUGAGCGCGGCUCACCACAGCAUCUAACCGUUUGAAUGCUAAUCCCGGAGCACAAGUGUGUGAAGUGAUGUUAGUGCACGUGUUCGCGUUUGGACCACUGAGGAGCGCGGCGAUACAGCGACAGAACAUUGUAAUGGCGGUGCUACUUGAUACGACAGCGCUCGCGACGGCGCUCAUACAACCUCUAACUUAAGUUUUGUAGCGGUCUCUCAUAGAUUUAUAUCUAACUGAGGUUUGCAUUUUGCUCGUGCGAGACAAUAAAUUAAUUUUCUUAAAACUUCAUAGCCCUUGUACUAUGUUAUCUUUCGUGUAUAUAACGCGAUGAGCGGCUGUGAAGACCAUCCUAUUAUACGGAACAUCAAAUUUUCUAUUGGUUAUAACAAGGUUUAUUAAAGGCUGUAAGUUUACAAAUGUUAUUUAAUGAGUUUCUUUAGACGAUGAAAUGUUUGUCUAAUUCUACUGUAACAAACUCGCACACAGCUCAGUACCUUGUCCUUGUGGACUGCAGACAUAUUUAACUUACUUUUAAUAAAGAUUUCAAUGCAUAUAUAAUAUGAACACUAUGACAUCAGAAAUCUUAUUAAAAAAGAUCAAUUGUCAUGACUUCAUGAUGAGGAAAGAGUUGUCAUUCGUCAACUAAAUGUCAAUGCGAUGCCAUAUUUUUCUAAUGAAUUAAUAAUAGCAGUUAAUUAAAAAAAAUUAAAAGCGUUGAAAAUAUAAAAACAAUAUUGAACGUACCUUCUACAAGUUUUAACAGAAAUUGGCCAAUAUUACCAUUGCAUGACCGUUUGAAUUCAAGUUGGUUGCACAAAACAGAACAACCAUAGAGUAAAUUUUUGAUUUAAUUUAUAACAACAGCCUAUAUAUGUAUUGAAGUCUUUGUACUAUACCUAGUAAUGUGCAUUGUUAGCAUAUAGUAAUUUAUUGUAAGUGUAUGGUUAGGCUCAGCGGUUACUUUUUUUACUUUAUUUUUUUUCUACAAUUUUCUGCUUCUCGUGUCCUUUUACUUGUGGUCGCUUGUUAACAUACCAGAAUGCACUUUAUUCCAUUUUUUUUUCUCAUCGCCUUUUUCUGAACGGACAGUGUUCUGCGAAUGCUGGUUUGUAUGCCUAAUUCUAACUUUUGUUUUUUUUUUUGACUAAUUUAAUGAAUGUGUUAUGCGUUAUAACUUAUGUACAUUGUUCGGAACAUUUGCAAAUAAAUCUGUGUCUCGUUAUUUUUUAAAAUUCUUACAAUUUAGCCGUGUUCUAUAUAUUAUAAUUGUGGAAUAUUUAAUGGAGUAAUUUAUGGAAGCAAUAUACUUAGUCAUUGUACAAACACAAUAACGAAUAGUUAAUCUUUUUAUAGAUUUGUUCUAUAAAGAAAAAAAAUAUAAUAGUUAAAAAUAUUCGGUAGCGUUGGGAAUAAUCACUACAACUUAAUUGGACUUAGAAAAAUUUAAUCAAUGGAGACAUAAUAUUAUCGUAAGUUUUACAAAAUUGUAACAACUUAAUUUGUCCGUUUUAUUUAGAGUUAAGGUACAAGUCCGUACAUACAUAAGUCUUUUUUUUAAUGAUAAGAUUGUGCAUGUUUGAGAUGCAUGCUCUCUCAGAGAGAGUGCAGUUUAUUUGAUUGGAUUUGAUUUGAGACAAAUAAUGUUUAAGAUAAAUAUUAAUGUAUGUAAUUAUAAAGUUACAUUGAAGCCAUCGAACACACAUACACAUACACCGACACUGCACAAUGAAGGGCAUGCUCAAAAUUUGUUAUGAACAUCCUCUACCCCUCCGACUCUCGUAUACCAAAAUGUAGUGAACACAAACAGUUAAACAUCCUCCCUUUGAUUUACGUUAAUUAAACUAUCGAACCAAA